AUGUCCGGUUUCGACGAUGCAAUGACCGCAUCCGACAUUGUGGACCUCUACGGCGGCCGUGGGAACACUGUAGAACACGCGCAAUCACAGGUACAGGAGAUAAUUCACUCUAAUACCACAACAGCGGAUGACGGCCGCGUUGAGAUCAAUCUCGAUUCGAAACUCUGUCGAAGGCUUUCUCUCCUUGUCCCCCUUCAUAACCGCGAAGAGGAGAGCGCAGAAGCGCCCCCACCCAAAUACAGCCAGGCAGCGGAAUGGUCUGUUCGUCUCAACAUCGUCAUUCAAGUUGUUGGCAGCCGGGGCGAUGUCCAGCCUUUUAUAGCACUCGGGAAUGAGCUUCAAAAAUACGGUCAUCGCGUUCGCAUCGCAACUCAUGGAGCGUUUCAAGAUUUCGUGCAGAAAGCUGGCCUUGAGUUCUUCUCUAUUGGUGGCGAUCCGGCGGAGCUGAUGGCGUACAUGGUCAAGAACCCAGGGUUAAUGCCAAGUAUGCAGAGCUUGCGUGCUGGUGACGUGCAAAGCAAAAGAAAGAUGGUGGCCGAGAUACUCCACGGUUGUUGGAUGUCUUGCAUUGAACCUGAUUUAACAACAGGGAAGCCAUUCGUGGCGGAGGCCAUCAUCGCGAACCCGCCAAGCUUCGCUCACGUUCACUGUGCUCAAGCACUAGGAAUUCCGCUGCAUAUGAUGUUUACCAUGCCCUGGACGAGGACACGAGCGUUUUGCCAUCCACUAGCAAACCUCAGUGACAAAAGCUCGGGCAUACCACCGGGAGCAGCAAACUACGUGUCUUAUAUGGCUGUGGAAUGGUUGACCUGGCAAGGACUCGGAGAUGUGGUAAAUGCCUGGAGAAACACCCUCGACUUAGAGCCAGUGCCAUUCUCCGAGGGUCCAGGAUUGAUAGAAACGCUCAACAUACCGUUUACUUACUGCUGGUCUCCUGUGCUGAUACCCAAGCCUUCAGACUGGGCACCUCACAUAGACGUGUGUGGUUUCUUCUUUCGCGAUACUCCCGACUACUGUCCCGAUCCCGAGCUCAGAGAGUUCAUGCAGCGAGGGCCGCCUCCCAUUUACAUCGGGUUCGGAAGCAUUGUCGUCGAUGACCCGGACAAGCUCACCGAGACAAUUGUCGCAGCAGUCAAGAAAACAGGUGUUCGUGCCAUUAUAUCGAAAGGCUGGAGCAAAUUAGGCCAAAACCAGCCGGCUGAUGACGACAUCUUCUACCUCGGCGACUGCCCUCAUGAGUGGCUCUUCCAACACGUCGCAGCCGUGGUUCACCAUGGGGGAGCUGGUACUACAGCAUGCGGGCUUGCGAAUGGGCGACCGACUGUUAUUGUGCCUUUCUUUGGCGACCAGCCUUUUUGGGGCGCAAUGGUUUCUUCCGCCGGCGCAGGCCCGCCAUCAAUUCCGCAAAAGCAACUUGACAGCCAAAACCUCGCUGAAGCCAUCAGAUUCUGCUUCUCGCCCGAAGCUUCGUCUGCUGCGAACACGAUUGCAGAGACGAUGAGAUCGGAGCCUGGCGUCAGUCGUGCCGUGGCCUCGUUCCAUGCCAACUUGCCCCUUGACACGAUGCGAUGCAGUCUGCUACCGAAUCUUCCGGCAUCUUGGGUGUAUAACAAGCGUGGGAGAUGCUUAAAGCUGUCGAAGGCUGCCGCGGAGCUGUUGCUAUGCAAUUCAGCGGUUGAAAAGGCAGAUUUACGACAGCAAAGCCGCGAGAUCAACAUUACGCUCCGGCGAUGGGACCCUGUCACAGCGACGGCAUCUACUCUGGCCACGACGACCACGAACUUGAUAACCUCGGCCGCCGACAUUAUAAGCAAGCCGGCGGAAGUCAUUUACCGAGCAUCAGCGCAUAAAGAAACCACACGCUCAAAACCCGACGGCGAUGCUGCGUCCGAUCCUUCUGAAGACACUUUAUACGGGCGGUCCGCUGCCCUAGAAGUCCCUGAACGUCAUGUUGGUGCAGCAGUGGCUGGCUCGGCAUCCGGGGUUGGCAAUUUCUUCAAGUAUUAUUACAAAGGGGCGCUGCUAGAUGUGCCACUCGCAGUGACCGAGGGGAUGCGCAAUGCGCCGCGGCUUUACGGGGGAGAAGUGUACGAGCCUGGAGUCGUGACGGACUGGAAAUCCGGGGGUAUUGUCGCAGGGAAGAACUUUGGCCAUGGCAUUGUUGAAGGGGUUGGAGGAAUAGUAAUGGAGCCUAUCAAGGGCGCGAGGAAGGACGGGGCAUUAGGAGCAGCCAAGGGAGCGGGCAUCGGGCUAUUGAACAUGGGAACUAAGCUCACCUCUGGUGUUGUAGGGCUCGUAGCAUUCUCUGGUCAGGGUCUGUAUCAGAGCGUGAGGGAGACUGUGCGGCGGGAUACACGAAAGUCAAUAAGAAAGGCCAUGCGAGAAGAAGGGCGGUUUGCACACUUCUCAAUCAACAAUUGA
Ilyonectria robusta is the source of this 2421-nucleotide messenger RNA. RefSeq lists its product as uncharacterized. The transcript has 8 exons. Gene Ontology annotation, molecular function: UDP-glycosyltransferase activity; hexosyltransferase activity. The coding region runs from base 1 to 2421 and encodes 806 amino acids. Lineage: Eukaryota; Fungi; Ascomycota; Sordariomycetes; Hypocreales; Nectriaceae. Gene Ontology annotation, biological process: carbohydrate metabolic process. The record is from RefSeq and is a predicted model, not a curated record.